Molecule: messenger RNA, 4887 nt
Organism: Nothobranchius furzeri (turquoise killifish)
Lineage: Eukaryota; Metazoa; Chordata; Actinopteri; Cyprinodontiformes; Nothobranchiidae
Gene: khnyn
Product: KH and NYN domain containing
Cellular component (GO): cytoplasmic ribonucleoprotein granule; nucleus
Molecular function (GO): RNA endonuclease activity; mRNA binding
Source: RefSeq, a predicted model, not a curated record
CUGUUGUGUGUGUGUGUGCGUGUGUGUGAGUUUAUUUCCUUGUGAUUGCGGAAGACUCGAUCGAGCUGGCUCAGAUGGAAAUGAAACUCGGAAUCCUGUGCAGACUUUAGCGACCAAACUUCACACUAUGUUUGAAGCCCUGCCACCAGUUUAAGACGACGUGAUGGACGGUGAAAGAAGCAAUGGAGGUGACGAAUUUGGUGGAGAUCCAGAGGUGGAGGAUGAGUUUGCAUGUGCCGGGAUGCUGCGGGGAUCUCUGACGUCCCUUCACCGCACCGUGGAGAGGAUUUUUAUGGUGACAUUUGGAAUCGGGGAGGAAGAUUUGUCUCAUGGGAACAGUCAGAUAUGGCUGAAGCUGCGAGGGACGACGGACAAUGUGAAAGCUGCCAAAUUAUUCGUGAAGGGAGUUGUGAAUCAGGAGGAGCAGCAGGAGGUGUCGUACCCGCCGGUCCUUCACUGUGUCUUCUGUGGAGCCAGAGGACUGUUCGUGGACAGCCUGAUCAGAAACACCUCAGCACAUAUAGUGGUUGGCUCACCUGGAUUCCUGCUCCUAUCAGGGCUUGCGGAGCCUGUUGUACGGGCCUACUCCCUCAUUGCAGACCUAGUGGAGAGGUAUAAAGGCUCCCAGUCUAGACGCUGGGACACAGGGGAGAGAGGCUUAGGUGAGUCCCUGGACUCACGCCGCGCCUUCAAAACCCUGGUAGAGAAGUGGGACGACAGACACACUCUGGACCUUCUUGUUCUGCCUGGGUCAGUAAAGGAGAUCCUGUUGGAUUUAGUGAAAGAAUCGAGUCUGGGAUCAAAUCCGGAACUUACUGUUGAGAGUACCAACUCUUGUAGGGAUUCUGAACGUAGGCGGGAUAAAUCCAAAGCCACCAAAUUAACACUUCCCGAUCCCCUUGGUCCCACUGAUCAAAGGGCCGAUGGAAUGGCUGCAGGCAAUGACUCAGCAGUUAAUGACUCUUCUUUCAAAGCUUUCAUGUUCGCUGUAGGCCCACGAGGGUGGGCGGAAGGGGCCGAGGAAGAACUCCUGCACUCGCCUCAGGAAGUGGGAGAAGAAGUGAAGCUUGAACAUCAGGGAGCGUCAGGCGUCAGAGUGGACAACAGGCAGCAAAAAGAUGAGGAGCAGGUCUCAAAGGACAACAAGGACUUUUUACUUCUCCUGAAGUUCUUCACAGCCAUGGGGUACACGGAGGAAGUUGUGAAACGGGUCCUUGCAAGAACUGGACCCAAAGAAGCAUCACAGAUUCUGGAUUUGGUCCAACAGGAACAGGAUCGUAGUGACCGCGAGCAGAAAAAUGGUAGUGUCCCAAAAGUGAUCAGUCCAGUCAGUAUUACUUCAAGUCGAAGAGAAGCCCAACCCUGUGAGACGGAGGAUGAGGAAACAGCCACAGAAGGGGUCGAGGUAAGAAACGGUGAUGGAGAAAUGGGAUCGGAUCAGGAACAAGAGGAGUGGGGGGCAACCACAAGCCCAAGUCGGGAAAAGGGAAGUCCAGAGAUGGAAGGGACAGAACAGGAGGAAGACUUUGUCCUUGGGGUGUUGAAAAAAGCGGCUGUCAGUUGUGGGUACACCGAACAGAACAUCACCAAAAUCUACAACAGGCUGCCUGAUGGAUCUACUCACCAGCUGCUGCUGGAGCUCCAGAAAGAGGAGAGCAGAGACACCGACAGCUUAGGGGAAGAACCAGAGAUUCAGAAGUUGGUGCUGGAGAAAGGACUGGACGAUGGACCUGCUGAAGCUCAGCUAAAACAAGAUGUUGAGUUCCUGUUCCAUGAACAGAAGAGAGAAUCCGGUGAAAAGGGAACGGUAAAGGUGGCAAACCUUUCUCCAAAGUCAAGUUUGUCUGGCUGGACCGAUAAAUCCCAGCAUCUAGCCACCAGCCAGUUUGCCUCACAACCAAAGCAACAACCGCCUUUAAACACACAGACACAACACACCAACCUGCCUGAAGUCAAAGGGCCACCCAUGUUUACCUACCCCUCGGCCCUAAAUACACACCCUCCUCUUCCCAAACACAUCCAGACCCCUCACUGGAUCGAUCCGUCCACGUCAAAGCAACUCCAUCCCCCCAACUCAAAACGCCAGUCAAAACCGCCGCCGCAGCCUCAACCCCAUAUCUUCACCAACAACGACUCGUCUUCCACUAGAACAAAGGAAAGGCAGGACUUUGUUCCCUCUUCUUCGGUGGUGGUGACAGGGGAGCAGCGCUUCCUGGAGGGUCUGCAGACCCCCUUUGAGCUGAAGCUGACAGACGAGCCAGGAGACCCAGAGCUGAGGACGGUCAUCAUUGAUGGGAGCAACGUAGCCAUGAGCCACGGCUUGGGUCAUUUCUUCUCCUGCCGAGGAAUCGCCCUGGCCAUCCAGCAUUUCUGGGAGCGCGGUCAUCGGCACAUCAGUGCUCUGGUGCCACAGUGGAGGCAGAAAAGUGACCAAAGAAUCAAAGAGCAACACUAUCUAACAGAACUGCAGAAGCUGGGCCUGCUCUCCUACACCCCCUCCAGAGAGGUCUACGGCAAGAGGAUCAGCUCGUACGAUGACAGACUGAUUCUGCAGCUUGCCCAAAAGACAGAUGGAGUGAUCGUUACCAACGACAACCUGAGAGACCUGUCUGAUGAGUCGCCUGUAUGGAGGGACAUCAUCAAAAAAAGACUCCUUCAGUACACAUUUGUUGGAGAUCUCUUCAUGGUCCCAGAUGAUCCUCUGGGCAGAGGAGGACCCCACCUGGAUGAUUUUCUACGUUCAGAGCACAGGACUCCUGAUCCAGGAAAUCACUCCUUUGCCGGUUCAGCCUCCCCUUUCCUUCCCUUCAAGAAUCCACGCUCCCAAACAGAAGUCCUGAAUUUCCGCGACCGCACACCUGGUGGCGCUCUGGAUUCAUCAGGUGGAGGCGGGCGGGGCAGGGGGAGAGUGCACGGAAAGGGGUGGGAUGGAGGGGUCCAGCACAGGCCUGGCAGCAGGGGGAUGAUGGUCGUUCCAGACAGAACCCCUGAAGAAACAGCUGACCUGAAAGGGCAGCUUUUGUGUGUUUUCCUGGAUCAGGACAACAUGGUGACGCUGGUGCUGCAGUGCCACCCGGCAGAGAAAGACAUCAACGUCCUUUCUGAUCUGAUCUUAGAGCAGCAAAAGAACUAGAAGUACCAGAGUUUUCUCUUUAACCUUAGUGUUCCGCUAACCACUUGCGUUUCCUCUAAAGCAGCACUGAUCCAGAUCAAUAUUUAAAAAAAAACUUUUGCUUCACUGCAAAAAGCAAUUCAUACCUGCUCUAAUAUCCACCUGUGGACGGAUCACUUCCUACCUCUCUUCUGUCAGAGUCUUAAUCUUCAGCCAAAGCUUGGUUGACCUUUGCCCCACACUGCAAACCAUGCAUCUUAGUCUUCAGAUAGCAGCUUAACAACUGGGACCACUGGUAUUCCACAACAAUCCAGUCAUGUGAAACACUAGACUACAACCGCUGUGAUGAACUGGUGCCCAUAGGGACCAUCUCCACCCAUGACCCUGGACGGGAUCGUGCGGGGUGAGAAACUGGGUGACUAGUUGGACACCAAUGACUUUGGCUUGUUAACACCAACAGUUAUGGUCUGUUGUGUCUGAUCUGACUAUGAGAACGAAGUAUGUUCAACUCUUUGGUGUAAAAGAAUCUAAAGUCUGUUUGUAAAUCACAUUUUCACUGACGUCUUAUUGAAUUACACACAAAACACAAUAAAUUACUCCAACCAGGCUGAUAACGUUAGGAUUUUGAGGAUUAGGGUUCAAAGUAGUGAAUUCCAGUUUUUUGGUACAAAGCACUCUGAGAACUGUGAACCCUGUAAUUAAAACUAUAGUCAGCAUGCAGACGUUUUCCUCAACAGCUGGUUUUAACCUUUUCAGAUGCUAUUUUUUGCUAAAUGUGUUUUUAUGAUGGGUUAUUUAACAGCGGCAGACCUAAUGGGUGGUACUGAACAUGUGUACAUAGUUCUUAGAUGUGAUUUAGAAAAAAAAACACUGAACUAAUAACAUUGAUACUCGUUAUAGUUUAUUUUUAUAUUUUACUGCUCAUGGGUCAUGCUGAGACAAUAAAGAUCAUACAUGAUGUGUUUGAAAAAAGGUAGUUUUGUUUAUCAUUCAUCACUUGUAAGAGCUCCACUCUUUUUUCUUUCACCUUUAUUGAUUUUAUUUUAUAUGUGUUAUUAAUACGGGAACAACGGGUAAAACCUUCUGGGGUUUUAUGUCUUUAAAUAGAAACAUAGAACUCUAAAAGGCCACAUGUAGUGAAUCUAAUUAUUUUACAUGUCGACCUGUUCUAACUUUAUCAUGUGGAAAUGAUGACUCGGUAUUAUUAAAUGUUGAAAGGUCUUGGGUGUGGGAUGUAAUUCUAGUUUUUGGUUUAGAGGAAUUCUUUCUAGUCUCCGUUUUAAACACUUUUGUCUUUCUCAAACUGAAAACACCUGAAUGAGAACAGCUGAUUCUGGGACACACGGAUCUGUUUCAUUUAAGGAGGAGAACUGAUGUGAAGAGCUGGAAGCAAAAGUGGUCCCAGGGCUACAUCAUGUUAGAAAAACAACCAUCUGUAUUAUAAAAUAAUAUAAAAUUUUUGUUAUCAGGAUGCGACGAGUCGGGGAGUAUCGGAUUUUGAGAUGUUUCUAUGUGGUGUGAAGUUUGAGACAAGAGUUGUUGAUUUAUUGUAUUUAUUUGCCAAAUUGUUAAAUAUUUAACAAGGAAGGGUUUGUGUUGACUCGUUUGUGCUUUGCAGUUAUCCGUUGUCUCCACCAGAGGUCAGGCUUCACCUGAACUGUGAAGAUGGGCGUCACAUGUAUAAUGAACCUUUACACAUACGUAGGUACCACACAUUGGUGACCACAUUUCUCAACACAAACAUUCACUGACAAAAUAAAUAUACAAGAGCCAAA